GGAUUUGGUGUCGAUUUUUCUUCUAUGCCGGAAUCUGAUGAGGAAUAUGCCCGUAAUGUGGAGAAGGUGGCCCAAAAAUUGCUCAGUCAUGGUGUGACGUCUUUCGUGCCAACAGUGAUAACAAGCCCUCCGGAAGUGUAUGCUAAGGUAUGUCUGACUGUAUAA
This is a messenger RNA of Cylicostephanus goldi, 165 nucleotides long. The record is from the annotation of a GenBank genome assembly. NCBI's taxonomy places the organism in Eukaryota, Metazoa, Nematoda, Chromadorea, Rhabditida, Strongylidae.